AUGGCCAUGAACUCGGCCGGCGGCGAUGACGGUGGCGGCGGCGGAUCGAAGAGGCAAAGGGUGGAUGGGCUGGAUGACCGGUGCGAGGCGGUGGGUUCGGAUGCGAUCCCGGUGGACCGCAUCUCCGCGCUCCCCGACGAGCUGCGGAUGCACAUCCUGACGCACCUCUCCCUGAAGAACGCCAUCCGCACGGGGGCGCUCGCUCGCGGGUGGCGCGACCUGUGGAAGCGCCGGUGGGCGCACUGCGCCUCCCUCGAGGUGCACCUCCGCUCCCGCAACGACCUGCGGAGGGAGCUGGACACGAUGGAGAGCGAGCCGCGGCCGCGCCGCCGCCUCGACCGCUUCUCCCUCAUCGUCCGAAUCUCCACUCUCAAGGCUUCGGAGCUCCGGCGAUUUCUCAACUACACCGCCGAGUGUGGCGUCGAGGACCUCCACGUGAAGACACUCCGCAGCACGACCGCUAGCAAGCUCAACUUCCACCUGCCGCUGUCGAGCCCGGCCCUCGCGUGCCUCUCGCUCAGCGAGAUCACCGUCUCCAUGUUCUACAAGGACACCUUGCGGCCAUUCCACGCUCUCGAGGUCAUCCGGCUCGUAUCGGUCUUUUUCCGCUGCAGAGAGGCUUUCGGAGAAAUGAUGGCUCUGUGCCCCAGCCUCCUCACUCUCGAUCUGCGGAGCUGCAAAUGUAUCGGUAACGGUUGGGAGUUCGACAGGCUACCGCCGAACCUGAGGAGUCUUACCAUCGCGGACUGUGGUAGGAUCACCAGUCUGGACUUCGUGCGUGUGCCUAGCCUACGCUCCUUCCGCUACAGUGGCUGGUUCUCCAACUUGCCUUUAUCCAUUCCACGCGAUGCUGUGCUUUCUGAUCUUUAUAUUCAGUUAUAUGACUCAGUAACGAUGAAAGAGUGGAAUAUCGAUAAGUUGAGGAAAUCUCUCCCGAAGGAUUUAUCCAGCCUCAACAUUCUCACCAUCUGUUACAAAGCCCUCAUGGGUGCAUAUUUCUCCUCAGCCGAUGGAGCCAGUGCCCAGUUGCCCAAUUUCAACUUACACAGUUUGAAAGAGCUACACCUACUCAUGUUAGGAAUGAAAGCUGUCAAUCUAUCCAGCCUGUAUCUGUUCCUGAAGACCUUCCAAUGUCCUAAUCUGGAGAGGCUUUUUGUGCAGUUCCCGGACUAUAAAUAUGUGCCCAUUGAAGGUUCUAUUGAUCAGGUGUGGGAAGAACCACCGGAAGAUGGCUUGGACAACCUUGUCAUGGUAAAGGUCAUGGGCUUCAACUGGAACCCUGAUGAGGUGCAGCUAGUGACUUUUCUGUUGAAGAAAGCUAGGUCUCUGCACAAACUGUUAAUAGUUUCUCGCAAUGUCACUCCAGUGGAUUCGCAUGGUGCACCAGAAGCAGACAUUUUGCUUCUCAAAGAAGCUUUGGUCAAUGGCAAGAUAAUGUUGAUUACAUCCGACAAUGCAGCAACUCAGCCAUAUCAUGAGGCCUAUAUCAAGCUACUAUAGUUGUCAGUCACCAGUCGAGUCAGCCCUCUGGAUAGUAAUAUCAGACUAUCUAGGCACUAUCCUUUUGGUGGUACCUCCUAUAUGUAGAUAAUAUAUGAAAAACGAUGAUUGUCUUAUAAUUUCUUUCUUCAAUAUUACUAUUAGCAAAGUUAAAAUGCAUGGUAUCCUGUAUGUGUUUUCUUUCAUGUCCUGGAACCACUUGCAUCUUGUAUUUGACAUAUUAUCCCUAUGAAUUGAAGCUGCUUUAUAUCA
Sorghum bicolor (sorghum) is the source of this 1752-nucleotide messenger RNA. RefSeq names its product FBD-associated F-box protein At2g26860. Gene Ontology annotation, molecular function: protein binding. The record is from RefSeq and is a predicted model, not a curated record. The transcript has 3 exons. The coding region runs from base 1 to 1500 and encodes 499 amino acids. NCBI's taxonomy places the organism in Eukaryota, Viridiplantae, Streptophyta, Magnoliopsida, Poales, Poaceae.